AUGAAAGCAGGCAUUGUUGGACUCCCCAAUGUGGGCAAAUCGACCCUCUUCAACGCGCUGACCAACGCGGGGGCGCUCGCCGCGAACUAUCCGUUCGCGACGAUUGAUCCAAACAUCGGAGUCGUCCCGAUCCCCGAUCCACGGUUGGGGAUCAUCCAACAGCAUAUCAAAACACAGAAGGUGAUCCCGGCAGUCCUCGAACUUGUGGAUAUCGCGGGAUUGGUUCGCGGCGCCUCAACCGGCGAAGGUAAGGGCAACGCAUUCCUCGGACACAUCAAAGAUGUUGACGCGAUCGUUCAGGUUGUCCGCUGCUUCGAAAAAGCACCAGGCGGCGAGGACAUCACCCAUGUCGAUGGAUCGGUCGAUCCGCUCCGCGAUAUCGAGACCAUCGAGCUCGAACUCAUCCUCGCGGAUAUCCAGACGCUCGAGAACGCGGAAGCGAAAGCAAAGCGCAACGCGCGAGGCGGAGAUAAAGACGCGAUCGCUCGCAUGAAAGUUAUCGAGCAGCUGAUGCCCAUCCUCGAAGCACAGAAACCGGCGCGUUCGCUCGAACUCUCCGAUCCUGAUCUUAUCAAAGCACGCAAGCAGCUCGCGCUCAUUACCAGCAAGCCGAUUCUGUACAUCGCGAAUGUCUCCGAUGAUGAUCCGAUGGGAGAAGGCGAACUCGCUCAGCGUGUCCGCAAGCACGCGGAGGAUGUCGGCGCUGAGAUGGUUCCAGUGUGUGCUCGAAUCGAGUCCGAACUCGCAGAGCUUGACGACGAGGACAAAGCGGAGAUGCUCGCGGAUAUGGGGAUGGACGAGCCCGCGCUCGGGAAGCUCGCUCGCGCCGCGUACAAGCUGCUCGGAUACCAGUCCUACUACACCGCCGGCGAAAAAGAAGUCCGCGCGUGGACGAUCCCGCAGGGAUGCAAAGCACCACAAGCCGCGGGUGUGAUUCAUACAGACUUUGAACGAGGGUUUAUUCGUGUUGAGUGUUACUCAGUCGAUGAUCUGGUGGAGUACAAAAGUGAGAAGGCGAUCAAGGAAGCCGGGAAACUCCGAGUCGAAGGCAAGGGCUAUGUGAUGCACGACGCGGAUGUCUGCAACUUCUUGUUUAAUGACAACACGACCAAUCCGGCGCACGCAAAGAUCGUCGCGACCUUGGGACCCGCGUCUGACAGUCCCGAGAUGCUUGACCGAUUGAUUGAGAUGGGUGUCUCGGUGUUUCGCCUGAACUUCUCCCACGGCGACCUCUCGGAUAUGGACGCACGCAUCAAAAAUGUCCGCGAAGCGUCGCUGCGAUCCGGACGAUGCAUCGCCGUGCUCGGUGAUCUUCAAGGACCCAAGAUGCGCGUAGGGAAGGUCCCUGAUCUCGACGAAGAUGGCGGGAUCGUGAUCAAAACUGGUGAUAGUGUCUAUUUCCGCAAGGAUCAAGGCGAAGCCGCGAUCAUUGACGGCAAAGCAACCUUCAGCGCCACCUUUGAUCCGCUCUACACCGAUGUGCUCCCGGGCCAACGCGUGCUGAUCAAUGACGGUGCGAUCCGUAUGCUUGCCGUCGAACACGAACAUGGCGAAUGGCUCAAGUGUAAAGUCACCGUCGGUGGUCGUGUCACGAGCAGCAAGGGGAUCAAUCUCCCUGAAUCCGACAUCAGUGUUCCAGCGAUCACUGAGCGUGACUGGGAGUGUGCUCGAUGGGCAGUGGACAACGGUGUUGACUACCUCGCACUCUCAUUUGUCCGUACAGCCGCAGAAGUCAUCGAGCUGACCGACAAACUCGAAGAAUGGUGCACCCCAGAUCUUCCUUGGGCCGAGCCUGAGAUCGGACUGCGAAUUCCAGUAGUAGUCAAGAUUGAGAAACCACAAGCCGUGGAGAACUUGGAUGCGAUCAUCGAAGCGACCGAUGCGGUGAUGGUCGCUCGCGGCGAUCUCGGCGUCGAGAUGGAUGUCGCGAAGGUCCCAGUCAUCCAGAAGCACAUCCUCGCGAAGUGCAACGAGCAAGGCAAACCAAGCAUCGUUGCGACACAGAUGCUCGAAUCGAUGAUUGAAUCACAGAGCCCAACGCGCGCCGAAGCGUCCGAUGUUGCCAACGCGGUCUUUGACGGCUGCGACGCCGUCAUGCUCUCAGGUGAAACCGCCGUAGGGAAGUUCCCCGAUGUCGUCGUCGAGACCAUGCAGCGGAUCAUCAAGGUCACUGAAGCACGCAUGGACGAGCUGGCGCACGCUCAGGGCGCUCUCGCGGAUUUGAAGGAAUACCCAUUCCGCAGCGCCGCGCUCGCACGAGGUGUUUGGCACAUGGCCGAGGAACUCGAUGCCAAGGCAGUCGUCGUCUGGUCCCAAGCGGGCGGAAUGGCGCGAUACCUCUCCCAGAACAACUUCCGCGUCCCGAUCUACGCGUACACCUCCUCAGCGAUCGGUUCUCGCCGCAUGGCGCUCUUCGGAGGGGUCACCCCAAUCCUCACGGACCCUCCAGGCAACGGCAAGCUCCGCACAUGGACGGACCAUGUCGAGGAAAUGCUCCUGGCGCGUGAGGUCGUCACGCAAGGCGAUCCUGUCCUCAUGGUCGCUGGUAAACCACUCGGAGCGAUCCUCGCGCAGAGCACCGUCGCGAUUCUGCGUGUCGGCGAUCUCGCGUCUGGAUUCCGAGUCGCUGAUGAAGCGGAAAUCCAAGCCGGCGCCGCGACGCUGUAG
Symbiodinium sp. CCMP2592 is the source of this 2667-nucleotide messenger RNA. The record is from the annotation of a GenBank genome assembly. NCBI's taxonomy places the organism in Eukaryota, Dinophyceae, Suessiales, Symbiodiniaceae.